Scomber japonicus (chub mackerel) is the source of this 2197-nucleotide messenger RNA. It is a transcript of the gene abhd13, whose product is annotated as abhydrolase domain containing 13. The record is from RefSeq and is a predicted model, not a curated record. Gene Ontology annotation, cellular component: membrane. The transcript is spliced from 2 exons. NCBI's taxonomy places the organism in Eukaryota, Metazoa, Chordata, Actinopteri, Scombriformes, Scombridae. Gene Ontology annotation, molecular function: palmitoyl-(protein) hydrolase activity. The coding region runs from base 213 to 1268 and encodes 351 amino acids.
GUGCUGCAGCUAGCCUCGCCGGCUCUCGCUGACAGUCACUCACCUCGCGUCCUCGCCACUUAAACUUCUACUAUAAAUUAGUUAACUGCUACAGAGCUGAAUGACAGUGGUUGUGCUGUUUGUGUGUCACUGUUUUGCAAAAGAGUCAUGCAGCUGAUGCAUUAAAAAUGAGAGAAGGAGUGCGUGUUGUGUGACUCAGCUCUUGUUUAGUGAUGGAGAAGCCCUGGAGGCUGUGGGGGGCAAUGGAGCGGUGUACCCUGACUCUGGCCUCCUGGUCCUGGGGUGCCUGUCGUGUCUCCCUGUUGGCCCUAAUCCUAACCUUUCAUUUAUAUGGAGGAUUUUUUCUCCUAGCUCUCAUCCUAGCCUCUGUGGCAGGUAUCCUCUACAAAUUCCAGGAUGUGCUCCUCUACUUCCCCGACCAGCCCUCCUCCUCUCGCCUUUAUGUCCCUAUGCCAACAGGAAUCCCACAUGAGAAUGUGUACAUUCGCACCAAGGAUGGUGUGAAGCUCAACCUUAUCCUUCUUCGCUACACAGGAGGGGACAUGCCUCCUGGAGUCACCCCUGGCAAUCAAAGCAGCCCCUCUUCCUCCGCUCCACCUACCAUCCUUUAUUUCCAUGGUAAUGCAGGCAAUAUUGGUCACAGGGUGCCAAACGCUCUGCUGAUGCUGGUCAAUCUGAAAGCCAACGUAGUGCUGGUGGACUAUCGUGGCUAUGGAAAGAGUGAGGGUGAGCCCAGUGAGGAUGGGCUGUACCUAGAUGCGGAGGCCACGCUGGACUAUGUCAUGACCCGUCCUGAUCUGGACAAGACAAAGGUGGUACUAUUUGGCCGCUCAUUAGGUGGUGCUGUGGCCGUGCGCUUGGCAUCAGCCAAUCCCCACCGUGUAGCAGCCAUUAUUGUUGAAAAUACGUUCCUCAGCAUCCCACACAUGGCAGCAACACUCUUCUCCUUCUUGCCCAUGCGCCUGCUGCCCUUGUGGUGCUAUAGAAAUCAGUUCCUGUCCUAUCGGCAGGUGGCGCUGUGCCGCAUGCCUUCUCUGUUUGUUUCCGGUCUGUCAGACCAGCUCAUCCCACCAGUCAUGAUGAAACAACUGUAUGAGCUGUCUCCUGCACGGACUAAACGUCUGGCUAUAUUUCCAGAGGGCACACACAACGACACGUGGCAGUGUCAGGGCUACUUCGCUGCUUUGGAGCAGUUCAUAAAAGACCUGAUGAAGAGCCAUGCCCAUGAAGAGAGUGCUCAGCCCUCUGCUAGUGUCACCAUUAUCUGAAGGGACUGACUACAGGUUAUGGGGCUAGAUGAAGGAAAGGCUGUCACAAAAUUGUCGAAACUGACUAAAUAGAUUUUUGGGAAGAAUGUAAAUUUUUUUAUGCUUUUAUCUGGGUUUUUAUUUUAUUUCACUCUUUUUACCUUUCUGUAAAUGUAACAUUUUUGUCAAACUGAUAUGACUAAUUCAAUUGUUUGAGAAAGGGAAACAUGCCCUCAUAGGUUAUUUUGUGUUUCAACUAUGAAUGCAUGUACUUGUGACCUUUUUAUGGAGCCUGAGCAUACAUGCUCACACUGAAAGACAUGUCACAACCAUAAAAGAAUUAGCUGUGGUGCGCCUUCUGAAAUUAAUUACAAUCACUGAUACAAUUGCGCAAAGUAUAAUGAUCAUAUGAGGACCUACGGUAUAUUGGUGACAACAGAUUACUACUGCAAUUAAAUUACACUUCUGAAAUAUAAAAUGAGACAUAUAUAUAUAUAUAUAUAUAUAUGUUUUGUCAAUACAUUGCACUUUUUUUCAAAAUUGUAGUUUAAUCUAAUCUUCUGAGCAAUACUUAGAGGAACAUAUGGAUGGUUUUUUUUCUUUCCCCCUUUGGUGAGGAAAUAAUAUCAGCUUGGUAUGUCAUGACAUUGUUGUGAGAUAUAUAUAUAUAUGAGGUCCAAGUUUGUCCCCAUCAAAAAUAAGUUAUUUAGAUAUUUUUUCUUGUCAAACUUCUUGUGUUUCUGGGUUUCUGGGAUAAGCUAAAGAUAUUCUUCCUGUUACUGUGUCCUGUUGAAACACAACUAGCUCACAGGAUUGUCUGUGCUCUUAAAAAUGGUUGAACUAAGGAGCAUUUGCUGUGUGUGUGUGUAGUCUGUCUUGAUUCAGCACUGUAACAUGCCCAUAUGAAAUGACAAAAGGUUAGCAGAUGUUGUACUCCUCCUGUCCAUUCU